Molecule: messenger RNA, 1437 nt
Organism: Fusarium venenatum
Lineage: Eukaryota; Fungi; Ascomycota; Sordariomycetes; Hypocreales; Nectriaceae
Molecular function (GO): flavin adenine dinucleotide binding; oxidoreductase activity
Source: RefSeq, a predicted model, not a curated record
AUGGCCGCCCAUUACGACGCUAUCAUCAUCGGCUCUGGCCAAAGCGGCAACCCUGUCGCUAAAGCCUUUGCCAAUGCCGGUCACAAGACAGCCGUCAUCGAACGCACGGCACUGGGCGGCACUUGUGUCAACGUUGGAUGUACACCUACAAAGACCAUGAUUGCAUCUGGACGAGCGGCCUACAUGGCCAGACGAGGUAAAGAUUAUGGCGUACAUGCAGGAAACGGCAACUUUGAGAUCGAUAUGGCUCGUGUGAGGCAGCGUAAGCGUGCAAUCGUCGAGCAAUGGAACUCGGGUAGUGUCAGAGGUCUGAAUGCAGCGGGAGUGGAUGUCAUUAUGGGAGAGGGAAGUUUUGUGGGAGAUAAGAAAGUCAAAGUUGUGUUGAAUGAUGGGGGUGAGAAGGAGGUUAGUGCCGACAAGAUAUUCAUCAACGUGGGUGAGAGACCAUCGCGACCAGAGAUUUCGGGUCUAGGUGAUGUUGAUCCAGCACGAGUUCUCGACUCAACCUCUAUAAUGGAGCUUGACGAGGUCCCAGAACAUCUCGUAGUGCUAGGCGGCGGAUAUAUCGGCCUUGAGUUUGGACAACUCUUUCGUCGCUUGGGCUCUGAAGUGACGGUUAUUCAGAGGGCGAAGCAGCUUGUGCGGCGUGAGGACCCUGACAUAGCCGAAUGCCUUUACGAUAUCCUUCAACAGGAUGGCCUCACUGUACACUUGUCGAGUACAGUAAAUUCAAUCUCAUCCACCGCAGACUCGAAGACUUCUUUUGUGGUAAACGUCCAAACUACAAAUGGUCAGACUGACGUCGCUGGAUCGCAUAUUCUGUUGGCUGCUGGGCGGGUACCUAACACCGAUCGACUCAACCUUUCCGAAGUUGGUAUUAAAACGACGACCAAGGGACAUAUAGUGGUGGAUGACAAGUUACAAACUUCAGCUUCUGAUGUUUAUGCCCUGGGCGACUGCCACGGCGGUGCUGCAUUCACGCACAUGUCGUAUGAUGAUUCUCGCAUCAUUCGCACAAACCUCUUGCCAAAGAGCAUGACAUCCACGACUCCAGCCAUGCCAACGACGCAGUCUUCGGUUUCGAGAGUACUGACGCCUUAUGUUAUGUACACAGAUCCGCAGCUCGGUCAUGUCGGACUUCACACUCGCGAUCUCUUCAACAGUAAAAGAGAGGUCAAAAUUGCCAAGAUGCCGAUGAGCUAUGUUGCAAGGGCCCUGGAGACAGCAGAGCCACGCGGAAUGAUGAAGGCGGCUGUUGAUGUAAAGACUGGAGAGAUUCUUGGUUUCACAUGUUUGGGUCUUGAAGGGGGUGAGAUAAUGUCGAUUGUGCAGACUGCUAUGAUGGGUAACUUGAAGUGGUGGGAUUUGGAGGCAGCUGUAUAUGCUCACCCGACCCUGGCCGAGAGUCUGAACAACCUUUGGGGACAUCUAGAAUGA